AUGACAGACCAACAGGAACAGCAAGCCUCUGUGCCUCCCAAAGGCGUCCGUCGUCCAGCUCCUAGUCCGAAAUGGAUAGCCACCGACCUCUACACACUCUCCCAUCUCGACCCCUCAACCGCACACAAUAGUGACAUCCUCAAAAGUACUCUCUCCAACGCCUCGAACCAGGAUCUGCCUGCCAUAUACUCCUCUCGCGCCUUCGCAAAGUUCCUCGCCUUACAGGCCAGGGCCACCGACGCAAAGCACUGCCUCGAAGUGGGUACUCUGGGCGCUUAUGCCAGUAUCUGGCUCGCAACUGAGAAUCCCAACCUCAAGAUCACCACUUUGGAGUAUAACUCUCAUCAUGUGCAAGUUGCGAAAGAGAACAUCAGCAAUGCUGAUCUUGGCGAUCGAAUCACUGUUCACGAGGGACCUGCCAUGGAGACACUUCCCACCAUACUCUCUGACAUUGAUGCUGGAAAGCUGCCUAAAUUCGACAUGGCAUAUGUGGAUGCAGACAAAACAAACAAUUGGAACUACUUUGAUGCCGCAGUCAAGGGAUGCAGAAAAGGGGCUGUCGUUAUCGUGGACAAUGUUGUCCAGGGCGGUUUGAUCGCCAGUCAAGACAAGCCCCUUGACAAGCCAGGGCACGUUGAGGGUGCUAGAGAAGUCAUUGAGAAUACAGGCAAGGAUGGAAGAGUCAGUGCUACCGUGAUCCAGACUGUGGGAGAGGGCAGUCAUGACGGCUUCCUCUUUGCUGUUGUUUUGUGA
This is a messenger RNA of Aureobasidium namibiae CBS 147.97, 753 nucleotides long. RefSeq names its product O-methyltransferase-like protein family 3. Lineage: Eukaryota; Fungi; Ascomycota; Dothideomycetes; Dothideales; Saccotheciaceae. The record is from RefSeq and is a predicted model, not a curated record. The transcript has a single exon. Gene Ontology annotation, molecular function: O-methyltransferase activity; S-adenosylmethionine-dependent methyltransferase activity. Bases 1 to 753 code for a protein of 250 amino acids.